AUGCUUGAGGAUUUGCUGGAAAAGAAGGUGAUCGAAUUGCCGGAAUGUAAGCGGCCUAAGGAGAUGAACCGGGUCAACGACCCUAAAUUUUGCAAAUACCACAGAAUUGUCAGCCAUCCAGUAGAAAAGUGCUUCGUGUUGAAGGAGCUAAUUAUGAACUUAGCUAGGCAAGGAAGGAUCGAGUUGGAUGUUGACGAAAUUGCAGAGGUGAAUGUUGCCACAAUUGUGUUCGGAUCCUUUGAUCCGGUGUCGUUGCCCGUAUUGUCAAAAAGAUCGGAGUUUCAAUCUACAAGGGGCAUUGCUGGAAAAGAAGGUGAUCGAAUUGCCGGAAUGUAA
This is a messenger RNA of Prunus armeniaca (apricot), 336 nucleotides long. Lineage: Eukaryota; Viridiplantae; Streptophyta; Magnoliopsida; Rosales; Rosaceae. The record is from the annotation of a GenBank genome assembly.